AUGUUUCGAAGCAAGAAGAAGAAAGUUAGUGGUCGUAAACGUCGCGAGGUGGAGCUCGAAAGUGGUAGUAUUGAUGUUAGUGCGUCUGCAGAUGGUUUUUCUAUCCUUUCCACUGAAAUUCCGGCGACAAACGCGUCUCAGACGGCUGAGAAUGACCUUCAUGUACUACAGCAGCAACGUCGCAAUCGGUCUCGAAGUGUCAAGAGCGUCAUGACGUUUCAUUCUAAGAGCAUGAGGAUCCAAUCAAGUGGAAGUAAUAAUAAAGAUACGACUGGUACUAGUUUAAAGACUGAAGAGACGGGAUUGCUGUUGAGCUUUGAUGAUGACGUAGAAGGGAAGAAGACAAAGAAAACGAGAAAAAUACGACCGAAUCUUGUGGCUUCUAGUGUUGAAAAUGUAGAGAUCGAGACAAUGUCUCAUGGAUUAUACUCGAUUGAGAUGUUAGCAGCUCUAAGAAGUGAACAGAGUGUGUUGUUGGCUAGUAAAACAGACGUGAUCAAUGUGGAAGGAGAAAAUGACAAAACCAGAAAGAAAAUUGUGGAGGAACAAGAACACAAAGAAGAAGAACAAGAAGAAAGAGAAGAAGAAUUUAUUUCUCUUGGUCGAGAAGGAAAGAAACAAUCGGUUUGUAUGAAAAACCGCGUGACAUUUGGAGUCUACUCGGAAGGUCCGAGUAUUUUCAAGAAGACAGAAGUUGUGGAAGAGAUGUCGGAUCGAGAGGAUGAAGAGGAUGAACACAGUAGGAAAUGGGAAGAAGAGCUCAUGCGUCGUGGUGGACAUCGUGUACCGCAGCCCUUAGAGCCAAAUGUCAGUGGGGCACGUGAUGGUCUGCCCACUUAUCCGAUAAGAAGAAACAUGAAACCGGUGUCGCUAGAAAGUGUACUUGGAAAAUUGGAGAAAAGUGUCGAGUCGACGUCGUUUGAAAAUGAACGUGCUAGUCGUGAGCUAGCUCGGCUUGAAUCCGAGACUGCUUCUAUCGAUACAGCACUAAAGCAGCAGCAAGAAGACCUUCUUGUAAGCAGUGAGAGGUUUGAGUAUUUUGGAGAGAUGGAAGAUUUUGUGAAGAGCUUGAGCUUCUGUUUACGUGCAAAAGUACCAGUCAUUACAGCAAUCGAGGAGAAAAUAGUCCAAGAUCGCGCUCGACGGGUGAAAGAUAGACAACAUGAAGAGCAACAUGGUGUUGUCCAGGAGGUGAAAUACUAUCUAGUGUCUGGGAAACUACAGCUGGACAAUAUCUUUGGCCUGGAUGAGUUGGACCUGCACGUUAGCGAAGACGAUACAGCUUUGUUGUCUCGUCAAAACUUUGAUCAUGCUUUUCGUACGCAGAAAUAUCAACAGCACUUUACCGAUUCCUACAUGGCAGAUCCACACCAUGCACAAGAAGAUUUGUUUGCUGAUGCAAUAGAUGAAAUUAACUCGCUUGAGCGCGUAUAUGGACGAUUCCAAGAGUGGAAGGCAAAAUUUCCAGAAGUGUACAAGGACGUGUACUGUGAAUUAGCUCAAGAAAAACUUUUCGCCCCAUAUGUGCAAGCAGAAAUGCUUUAUUGGGAUCCACUGGGAGCGGCAGACGCACAAACAGAGCAGGGUGAAUCUUGGUCGCUUGACCAAUUGGCUUGGUUUCGAGUAUUACAUCAGCAUCUACCUCAAUUAACAAAUGAAGGCCAAAAUGGAGGCAACAUCGAUGGCCCAAUCCUCUAUCAAAUUCGUAAUGUGCUUAUCAAGAAGGUUCAUGCGGCUAUUUCAAGCUACUUUGAUCCGUACUCAGGCCUGCAAACGCGCAGCCUUUCACUUGUGUUGGAACAAGUUUGUCAACCGAGGUAUUUUGCUCAUGUUGAAGAAGCUGUUCAGGUCUUGGUAAGUGAAGCGCUCGAAGCCUUUUUGAGUGAAACCAAGCGCACGGUACUCGUUGCAAUCGACCAAAAUGAAGCCGCGUCAGGUGACGAUGUUCAUUUGUUUGCCCGGUACCUGCUGGAAAGAUUUACUACACUCCAAGACAAUUUGCUGACUCUUUUUGUCACUCUUUCCAAAGGAACCAUUGCUGCAAGUGGUUUUCGCUGUUUACUUCUAGUACUUCAACACCUCUUCGCGUACGUUCGAGUCUGUCACGAAAGUCACAAGACACAACUUCUUGCGAUGGCUACUCAGGUGGUCCGUCAGCUCUACAGCUCUUCGUAUUUGCUUCAGCAUCUAGCAGAACCCAGCCAAAAACGUGAGCUAAUGCACGUCCUGGAUCAGUUUAGGCCAUUUCUGCAAACCACUUCUAAUCAACAAAACUAA
Messenger RNA from Peronospora belbahrii, 2277 nucleotides. Lineage: Eukaryota; Oomycota; Peronosporomycetes; Peronosporales; Peronosporaceae. The record is from the annotation of a GenBank genome assembly.